Aspergillus uvarum CBS 121591 is the source of this 1050-nucleotide messenger RNA. RefSeq lists its product as uncharacterized. The record is from RefSeq and is a predicted model, not a curated record. Bases 249 to 833 code for a protein of 194 amino acids. The transcript has a single exon. NCBI's taxonomy places the organism in Eukaryota, Fungi, Ascomycota, Eurotiomycetes, Eurotiales, Aspergillaceae.
GUUGGGAAGUAUACGAGCUUCCGCAUUCAGAACCCUCGCUUCCCAUUAUAGCAACCUCAUCACAACCACGAUGUGACCUACGAUGAACACAGUGCGCUUUCACCAACUAUAUCGAAAGAUAUAAAAAGAGCUCACUCGGCCAUCUACCGUCACUCAUCUCAAAUGAUCAAGCAAUCACUCCCAAGCCCUAACUACAACUAAACUAUUCGCUCAUCAACUCUAAACCUGCUCAUCCAUCCUUCAUCAAAAUGACCAAAAUCAUCGCCAUCCUCGGAGCCCUUGCCACUCUUGCUCUCGCAGCUCCAUCUCCUGCAGGCGACGUCGUUCCUCGCGCCUGCACCACUAUUCUUCCCUCCUCUAUCGAUGUCCUCGAUAGUGCCCACCCGAGCACCGCAAACGUCGGCCAGCGAUUCACCCUCCGGCGCUCUGGCUCCCCAGGUUCCUCAGUGACCAACAAGAAGAUAUCUGCAUUCACCUUUACCGACAUCCCCGCCGGGGCCACCGGCUGCACCCUCCAGGUCAAUGUACCACCGUUGACCGCAGCCAACCAGAUCGCCAAGGGCUCCAACCAGGCAGAGUUCUGGACGACCAACGCCUGGACCGCCGCGAACGCACCGACCUGGAACAACCCACCAACCCGCGGCCAGAUGGUCUCUACCUUUCAGUUUCCGACGGAGGUGACCACCACCCUGACCCAGCAGAACCUGGCGUCGAAUACCUGCUCCAACACGAUGAGCUUCUUGGCGCUGCUGAGCGAUUGGCAGGGGGCGGAGGGACAGGUGGAUUUCACGCAGGGCGCGGAUCUUGGGUUCAAGUUGAUCUAUAACUGCUGAUCCACCUCUUCUCAGGAGUACCCAGUAGUCUGGGGUCUGCAUGUGGUUGGUAUGAUGGGACGAUGAUCGUGUUAUAUAGUAAUGUGAUGGGGGAUUUCGGGGCUGUUGUGUCUGUUGAUUUAGCUGAUCGAAGAUGCGUCUAUCUAGGCAUUCUCACGGAGAAAUAUAAUCAAGGAAGUGGAAUAGUGAGCUGCGAAACUAUAGUCAGCUUCCAGAG